UAAGAACCUGGUCUCUGAGACUAAUCGACUUCUCAUGCCCGUUUAUCAGCGCAAGCGUGUGGCUAUCAUAGGAGGUGGUUGCGCUGGAAUCACGUCGUUUUGGGCCUUACAAAACUCGAUCCAUGAUGUGCAUCUUUUCGAAGCGUCUGCUAAUCUUGGUGGACGCGUGAAGACCUUGCCCUUUGAAAACCAUGAAUGUCGAAUCCACGUGGAUACGGAACCGUCGCUAUUCAACGAAGAUGCAUCCCAGAAUCUGCACUCCCUGCUUCAUUAUAUUGGACAAUCGGUUUUUCCCACGACACUGAAUUUCAGUACAUCGGCCGGCACAAGCUCCGUGGAGCUGGGAUUUGACUUGCUGAAAGAAAUAGUUCUCGACCCAGAAAUCCUAUGCAGAUUCGAGACAUGGCAGAUGUUAUUUAGUAUACUUCGGUUCAGAUACCUGGCCGUGGAUCUACUGCUGGAUAAGAAGCGUUUGAGCCUAUCGCCAUUGAAUAGAGGCCAAGAUGAUCAAUCUUCACUGAGUGUCGACGAGUACUUGGCAAACGAGGGCUUCUCGGCAAAUUUCCGUGACAAGUAUCUUAUUCCUUUGGUCUCGACUCUUUGGGGAACAGAUGCUGGUAGAUUCCUAGCAAGAUUUCCAAUCCGACCUCUUGUCCGCUCGCUAUUCGACCACCAACUGCUAUGUACUCCCAGAUCCACACCACGGUGGCAGCAGCUAGAUCAACCGGCAAGCCAAUUUAUGAAGACCAUGGCCAGGGACUUCCCUGUUACGAAUGUUCACCUCAGGAGCAGAGUGAUCGAGCUGAAGACGAGUGCCAAUCAUAAAGGACGCUUUGCAUUGACCACGUCCGAUAACAACACGGAGUAUUUCGAUCAUAUCAUUUUCGCGGUUGACAGUCAGGAAAUCCUAGACAUCCUCCGUCCAAUUAUAAAUGCCGAUGAACAAGAUGUUCUACAAGCUCUCGGAACGUCGACACAUGUCGGAGUUCUGCAUUCUGACCCUUCCCUCAUCCCAAAACCAACUUCAACAUAUAAUUACAUCACGGCAUCAGAUGUCCUGGAUGGACCCAUACAUAUAUCCCCAUCCUCCAAGUCUAACGGUCCCACGAAAGCCUGUCUUACAUACAACAUCAACACUCUCCGAUAUGUCCCAGAAACCAUCUUCGGCCGAGUUGCCAUCAGUAAAGACCCAUUUACCCCUCCCCAUCCUACUUUUGUCCAGGGCGUCUGGGAAUACACCUCCUCACCCAGCCUCAACGCGAGGACGCCUCACGCCGUUUCUAGACUGCCCUCCAUCCAGAAUAAGAGGGGUAUCAGCUACUGUCUCUGCUGGACAGGCUGCGGAGUCUGGGAAGAUGCCGUCACGAGCGGCCUUAUGGUUGCCGUUGAGCACCUUGGUGCGAGGGUACCAUUUCCUGUUGAUAGACAUGGUGAUGGUGAUGCAGCGAGCGCGGAAGGUAAGGAGAUCUGCGCUGAUCUACGUUUGAGGGACCAUGGGAUCAGGACUGUUUUGAGAGUCAUCUAUGUUUGCAUUUUAUUGGCCCAGGUUGUUUUAUAUCUUGGUUUGUUGGGGAUUAGUCGGCUUCCUGGGAGGGGAGUGAGGAGGCUUCUUUUCGGGGAGAAGAUUUUGUAGAUAGUUAUUAUCUAGUCAAUAUUAAUGGUAUACCAUGUAAAAG
Molecule: messenger RNA, 1676 nt
Organism: Monascus purpureus
Lineage: Eukaryota; Fungi; Ascomycota; Eurotiomycetes; Eurotiales; Aspergillaceae
Source: the annotation of a GenBank genome assembly